Messenger RNA from Ogataea polymorpha, 2115 nucleotides. RefSeq lists its product as uncharacterized. Lineage: Eukaryota; Fungi; Ascomycota; Pichiomycetes; Pichiales; Pichiaceae. The coding region runs from base 641 to 2053 and encodes 470 amino acids. Gene Ontology annotation, biological process: DNA repair; DNA biosynthetic process; Okazaki fragment processing involved in mitotic DNA replication. The transcript has a single exon. Gene Ontology annotation, cellular component: mitochondrion; nucleus. Gene Ontology annotation, molecular function: DNA binding; DNA ligase (ATP) activity; ATP binding. The record is from RefSeq and is a predicted model, not a curated record.
CAAGAAGCGGUCGCGUAGUCCAUCGCCCGCUUCAUCUAAAAAGGCCCCCAAAAGCGACGACACAAAGGAGAGCACGCCAGACGAUUCUGUUGCAGAUGUUGCAGAUGACGCGAAGGAGAGACUGAUAGACGCCAAAGAGCUUUUGAAGAUGGACUCGGAGGUCAAAGUACCUGACAUGGCCGUCGGGAAACCGAUCCUGUAUAGCAAAUUGUGCGAGGUGUUUGAGGCCCUAGAAAAAGAGUCCGGCAGACUCAAGUGCAUCGAGAUCGCCUCCGAGAUGUUUUCCCACGUGCUGGACACAUCUGAGAAUCAGGAAGACCAGAUAAGAAACCUUGUUGAGGUCAAUUACCUGACUAUCAAUAGGGUGUGCCCAGAUUACGAGGGGCUUGAGUUGGGACUAGGCGAGACUCUUCUCAUGAAAGCACUGGCCACAGGUACAGGCCGUUCGAUGCAGCAGCUGAAAAAAGAUCUUGGAGAGUAUGGCGACAUCGGUCUGGUUGCUCAAAAAUCGAGAUCCAAGCAAAGUUUGAUGUUCAAGCCGCAACCGUUGACAGUGUUUCAAGUAUUUAAAAAUCUCAAGGAAAUUGCAAGCAUGUCGGGAGCCUCUUCGCAGAACAAAAAAAUUGCCAUGAUCAACAGAAUGCUGACGUCCUGUGACUCGCGCGAGGCCAAAUUCCUGAUGAGGUCGUUGGAAGGCACGUUGCGCAUCCAGUUUGCAGAGAAAUCGGUGGUGGUUGCAUUGGCCAAGGCUUUGGUGGAGCACGAGAUGAAGCAGCGGGGCCAAAAAGUGACUCCUGCAAUUCUGAGUGAGGCUGAGGAGCAGAUGAAGGAGGCAUUUUCGCAGACGCCCAAUUACGAGCUGAUCAUCGAGAGCGCGAUAAAAUACGGAACUCUCAAGCUCAUGGACCACUGCACGCUGAAGCCAGGAAUACCCCUCAAGCCAAUGCUUGCAAAACCAACCAAGUCGAUCACGGAGAUCCUCAACCAGUUCGAGAACCAGGAGUUCACGUGCGAGUACAAAUACGACGGCGAAAGAGCACAGGUUCACCUGCUACCUGACCGAACGCUUAGAGUUUACUCUAGGAGCUCCGAAAACAUGACCCAAAGAUAUCCAGACCUAAUUCCCGUCAUGGAGGAGCUCCAGAGACUUAAUCCAGAAGUGAAAUCGUUUAUUUUGGACUGCGAGUGUGUGGCAUGGGACAAGAAGCAGGAAAAGAUCCUCCCGUUCCAGAUCCUGUCAACCAGAAAGCGCAAGGACGUGAAGGAGGAAGACAUAACGGUGCAGGUGUGUUUGUUUGCCUUUGACAUUCUGCUGUACAAUGGCGAGUCCCUACUCCAGAAGUCUUUGAAAGAGCGCAGACAAUACAUGUACGACAAUCUGAAGGUUAUCCCUGGGAAGUUUCGUUUCUCUGAGAAACUCGACUCCUCCGAUUUAGACGUCAUAACGAAGUUCCUUGACCAGUCCGUCAAGGACUCUUGCGAAGGGCUGAUGAUCAAAACGCUUAAUGGGACGAACAGCUUAUACGAGCCAUCCAAAAGAUCGAGGAACUGGCUCAAGCUGAAGAAAGACUAUUUGGAGGGAGUCGGAGACUCUCUGGAUCUGGUAGUCAUUGGUGCAUAUGUUGGCAAGGGAAAGCGCACUGGAGGGUACGGCGGGUUUUUGCUCGCUAGCUACAACCCAGACAGUGGCGAGUUUGAGGCUAUCUGCAAAAUUGGCACCGGCUUUAGUGAAGAGAUGCUUGCUUCGUUAUUUGAGAAACUCAAGCCAACACAGUUGGACAAGCCUAAAGCGUCGUUCGUGUACGAUAAGACGAAUCCCCGAGCAGCCCCAGAUAUCUGGUUUGAACCAACAACGCUGUUUGAGGUGAAAGUGGCGGACUUUACCGAAAGUCCUCUCUACAAAUGCGGCUACAGUUUUUUGGGAGACGGCUCCAAAGGAGUGUCACUGAGAUUUCCACGGUUUGUGCGGAUAAGAGAUGACAAGAGCGUUGAGGAUGCAACGACAAGCGAGCAGAUAGUGGAGAUGUACGAGAAACAGGCACAUCUUAGCUGAUAACCAAACUUCAUAGUGUACAAUAUUUCAAAUCAGAAAUCUUUGGCCGCCUAACUAUUUUA